Messenger RNA from Coffea arabica (coffee), 1145 nucleotides. Its product is annotated as acid phosphatase 1-like. NCBI's taxonomy places the organism in Eukaryota, Viridiplantae, Streptophyta, Magnoliopsida, Gentianales, Rubiaceae. The record is from RefSeq and is a predicted model, not a curated record.
AAAAUGGCAGUAGCAUUAGCAGCAUGUCUUUGCCUUCUAGUACUCGGGGCCACAACUUCCCAAGCUGGCCACCCAGCUCACCAGCAUCCUAAACUAAUUAACCCUAUCCGCAUGAUGCCUGAAGCCUCCUCCGGCGAAUCUGUCCCCGUAUAUAAUUGCCUGAGUUGGCGUCUGACCGUGGAAACCAACAACAAGCGCAACUGGAGUAAUGUCCCGGCAAGAUGCGGGUUCUACGUUGCAGACUACAUGACUGGCAGGCAAUACCGCUAUGACUGUGAAGCCGUGGUUGAUAUUGCCAUCAAGUAUGUUAAGAGUCUCUCCAUACCCACAGAUGGCAGGAGCAUUUGGAUCUUCGACAUCGAUGACACUGCACUUUCUAACUUGCCCUUCUUCUCCAGGCCGGACGUUUUCUUUGGGGUGAAGACGCUUAACGCGGAGUUGGAGGCUGAGUUUUAUGAAUUUGUUCUGACGGCGGAAGUACCAGUACUUGCAGCAACUCUGAGGUUGUACCAAGCUAUAGUCGAGGCGGGGAUUAAGGCUGUCUUCCUGACUGGAUCAUCAGAACGUUCUGCAGAUGCAAGGGCUAAGAAUUUGAAGGCAGUUGGAUACGACACCUGGGAAGAGCUCAUACUCAAUCCUGAUCCCAGGAGAACUUUGGUUGGUGCACGAUCGCAGGCCCGACUCUGUAAACACAACAGUACAAGUUUUCAAAUCUCAGGUGAGAAAUCGGCUGGUGGUCCAGGGAUACAGAAUUGAAGGAAACAUUGGAGACCAGUGGGCUGAUAUAGUCGGGUCCAACGUUGGUCGCCGGACUUUCAAGCUACCAAAUCCGAUGUACUACGGUUACUACUAAUUUGGGUGCCGGAGAUGCAACCCAAUUGAACUUAGGUCCUUGUCAAGCCGAUCUUCAUGAUCAUUGAUCAGUUUCUCUUAGAAUAAAUGGGCGUUGUACUAAGCUUGACUCAAUCAUGUAUUAACUCUUGCUUGCCCUGUUCUCGUGUCAAUCGACCCUUCGUACUGGAAAGUUUGUGUUUUUCCUAAGCAAUAAAUGGCUAUGCUGUAACACAGCUUGAAAUGAAGGCCGACAUUUAUGGUCCCGUGUAAUGCCCUGUGUUCUUUUAACCUGUUGCAGUAAACAUCUAGCC